AUGUCUAACGACGACGGCCUCUACCACCCCCGCGUCCAUGACCCGGCCGCGGGUACCAUCCCGGUCCCCCAUGGCCCAGACACCGGCACCGACCACGCCACGCUCCCAUACGACCGCAAUACCGCCAACGAGAAGGCCAUCUUCAACUACCUCAUCAAGCCGGAUGACAGCUACAACUCCGACGGUGUGUACUGGGCGGAUCUGCCGUGGAUGAAGCGCGCGGCCUUUGUCACCGCCGUCGAUGCGGCCGAGGCCAAGAAGGAGCUCGGUACGAUUGGCACGAUGAUGAAGGCCGAUCCGUUAAGCCCAAUUGGCUGGUACUUCCGCAACGCGGUGCUGCCAGGUGCCGGUCUGGGUCUCGAGGGUUACGUGCUCUUCUCCAUUGGCAACCUGACCCCGCUGUUCCAGGCGGCCUGGGGUUCGUGCUGGAAGAAGUACCAGGUCUGCAGUGAGAACUGGGUCGCCGCUGUCACGUACAUGGAGAUUCUGGGUAUCAUCGUGGGUCAGAUUCUCGUUGGUGUGCUGGGUGAUUGGUUCGGUCGCAGAUGGGGUCUCAUCCAGGAUGCGCUGAUCAUGUUUGGCGGUCUGCUCAUGCUCACGGCCUCGUGGGGUCUCGAUCUCCAGGGCUGGGUCAUCUGCUACGCCAUCUCGCUCUUCUUCUACGGUAUCGGUGUUGGUGGUGAGUACCCGAUGACGGCCACCGCCGCCAUGGAGAACGCCACCGGAGCCGGCAGGGUGUCGACCAAGGAGGAUCGUCUCCACCGUGGUCGCAAGGUCACCAUGGCCUUCCUCAUGCAGGGCUGGGGUCAAUUCUGGAACCAGGUCGUCCUCAUCCUCCUCAUGCUCAUCUUCAACCACAGCGGCAACCCGCCGUACUCGGUCGCCAUGGCGCAGUGGACCUUCCGCGUCUCCUUCGCCCUCCCCGCUCUCGGCACGUUGUGGCUCGUCUACUACCGUACCUACAAGAUGCCGCUUGCCAGCAAGCAGCUCAACAUGGCCAAGAAGAAGAUCAACGUGACCGGCUACGACACCAAGUCGCUCGGCCUGACCUUCACCUACUUUGGUGGCCGCCUGCUCGCCACCACCGGAACGUGGUUCUGCAACGACGUCUUCUUCUACGGUAACAAGCUGUUCCAAUCGCAGUUCAUCAGCGUCCUCUCCCCUCAUGGAUCCACCAUCAUGACCGGCUGGACAUGGAACUUGGUCAACGUCGUCGUCUCGCUCGCAGGAUACUACUGCGCCUGCUUCCUCAUCGACAACAAGCUGUUCGGCCGCAAGAACAUGAUGCAGCUGGGCUUCCUCAUGGACUUCAUCCUGUUCGUCGUUCCCGCCUUCCACUACAAGUACUACACCUCGAUCCAGGGUGUCACCGCCUUCCAGGCCAUGUACUUCCUGUCGUCGUUCUUCAACCAGUUCGGUCCCAACUCGGUCACCUUCCUCAUCGCCGCCGAGGUCUUCCCCACGCCCGUCCGCGCGACCGCCCACGGUCUCUCCGCCGCUGUGGGCAAGCUCGGUGCCCUCCUCGCCUCCGUACUGUACAACUACAUUGACACCCAAACGAAGUUCUACGUCGUGCCAUGGUUCGGUCUGGCCGGCAUGCUCCUCACCCUUCUCUUCCUCCCAGACACCACCGGCCUCGACCUCAAGGAGCAGGAGCGCCGCUGGAAGUACAUCCGCAGCGGACGCGAGUCCGAGUACCACGGUGUCGCCGUCCACCCUAAGCAUCUCUCGCUCUGGGAGCGUCUCCGUGGCGCCGGCAAGUACUACGACCCGGAGCUCGACUACGCCUCCAAGAUUGAGGACAUGCGCGAGGACUGGAGCGAGAAGCAGGAGGCUCGUCGCCAGGCUGAGGUGAACGGCGGCGUCUUCGAUACCGAGGACGAUUACAGCCAGCACAUCCAUGACCACUUCAACGCGACCACACAACCGAAUAAGAUCGUGGCCUCGUCGGCGGCGUCGGAUGAGGGUGCGCUGAGGGCUGCCGAGAAGCGCGCAUUGUAG
Messenger RNA from Pseudogymnoascus destructans, 2001 nucleotides. RefSeq lists its product as uncharacterized. NCBI's taxonomy places the organism in Eukaryota, Fungi, Ascomycota, Leotiomycetes, Thelebolales, Thelebolaceae. Gene Ontology annotation, cellular component: membrane. The transcript is spliced from 3 exons. Gene Ontology annotation, biological process: transmembrane transport. The coding region runs from base 1 to 2001 and encodes 666 amino acids. Gene Ontology annotation, molecular function: transmembrane transporter activity. The record is from RefSeq and is a predicted model, not a curated record.